Molecule: messenger RNA, 705 nt
Organism: Echinococcus granulosus
Lineage: Eukaryota; Metazoa; Platyhelminthes; Cestoda; Cyclophyllidea; Taeniidae
Exons: 7
Coding region: 1-705 (234 amino acids)
Source: RefSeq, a predicted model, not a curated record
AUGGCUAGAAUAAACUUUGAGGAUGUUGCAAAACAUGGUGAAUCCAUCAGCAACCUAUCAUGGAGGAGCCAUACCAGAAUUGAAGAUGAUUUAUUAUCUGUGUCCGAAGAGGAGUUAAUAAUGUCACUGAUAAAAAGAUCACUGACAAGUAAGAAAAGCAUCGAAUUCAGGGACAGUGGAAAUUGUGAACCAAAGCGCCAAACCGCAUUUUGUGCUUCCAUAUCACGAACAUAUUUUACAGUUUCGCAAACUCCAAAAUUGCUAAAGAAUAUUCAACAGCUAGCAUUAGUCUUCACUGUGCUUUUAAGUGAAAAAUUUGUUUCCUACAACACCACGAGUGCUUCAGGAAGGAGAAAAUUGAAAAAAGCAAGAAAUACUCUCUCGAUGAAGCAUUUCUACAAAAGCAAUUUUAUUUCUGUUGCGGCAAAUGGAGCUAAAUAUUUUGUCAUACGUUUUCUAAAACGACUACAAACGUCCAAACUUGUCUUCUCUCCUGCCUUAACGAUGGAAUUUGGUGAAGAACAUAGUUAUAAAACUAUUGCAUUUAUGAUAUCCUUAGCCCUUUGGAAGGUCUCAUUUCCCUCGCACAACAGUCCAAGCCAUAAAUCACAUCAUCCAGGUGGAGGUGGCCACGAUGGGCGAGGCGAUUUGAUGGACAUGAAUAAUUCAUUUUUGCAAAAUUCUAGUCUAAAAUUUGAAGAAUAA